This is a messenger RNA of Danaus chrysippus (African queen), 1215 nucleotides long. Lineage: Eukaryota; Metazoa; Arthropoda; Insecta; Lepidoptera; Nymphalidae. The record is from the annotation of a GenBank genome assembly.
AUGGUGUCUAGAGAACAAUUAUCGGUUAUGAUCAAACACCACCUUGGUCUACUCGCUUUUGGCGAUGAGGACGAUUAUCCCGUUAAGUGGGCCGUAUACGAAUCUCCUUUAGGAGGUAGGGGACUGGUAGCUACUCAGGAUAUCAAGGCCGGUGAAGUUUUAUUUGUUGAUUAUCCAUUAGUUUACGGACCCCGGUCCGGAAUUACUGUGCAACAAGGAUGUACGGUCUGCAAAAAUAUUGAUAGUGAUAUAUUUUUUAAAUGUUCGAAGUGUUCAUUAACUUUGUGUUCCGUGCAAUGUCAAAACAGUGAAUUCCAUUCAAGUGACUGUAGUAUAAUUUCCCGUUGGCCGAACAAAGUGCCAAUUGAGGAAGUUGACGAAACUCUUUUAUCACGCGCACUGACUGCAAUACGAGCACUGUUAUUAAAUGAAGAUCAAAAAUACUUUUUGACUUCCUUACAAGCGAAUAGACUACCACAGUAUGGCAGCGAAAUAAGAGAUUUGAAACAAUACUUCGAUAUUCCCUCACACGAAGAAGAAUUCAUGAUCUUAGUGACAUGUGUUCUUAACACAAAUGCAUUUCAGAUGGCAACACAGUAUGGUAAGAAGGAAAUGAGUUUACGUGGAUUAUAUCCUGUGGCAUCAAUUUUAAAUCACAGCUGUGUACCAAACACUAGAAACUGUUUUAAUGGUGACUUACAAAUGACCGUUAAGGCCACGAAAACGAUAGACGCCGGUAGCGAAAUAUUCACAUGUUACUCGGGAAUGCUUUGGGGAACACCAGCCCGACGUCUAUAUCUAUAUAGAACAAAGCAUUUCUUGUGUGAUUGUGAUCGUUGCGCGGAUCCAACUGAAAGAGGGACGUUACUAGCUGCCCUGAAAUGUUUCUCACCAGACUGCCAAGGCUCACUAUUACCGAUACAUCCAUUAAAAACGACAACAGCUUGGCGCUGUCUAGAAUGUGGAAUGAGAGUGCCAAAUGAUAACAUUUGUGUUAUACAAAGCGCGUUAGGAAGUCUUAUGGGAUCAUUGGAUUUGAAAAAUGUUGAUGAAUUAGAAAAUUUCUAUUUAAACAGAAUCACCAGAUACGUUCCAAGAACAAAUCAAAUAGUAUUGGAUCUGCAAUGUCGUCUCAUUUGGGAGCUUGGCGAAACGGAUGGACUUCGAUGGAAUGGUAAGUUUACGGAACAUAAAUAUUCCCAAAAAAUAUUUUAA